AUGUAUCUCAAUGUAGAUACUGGCACUUUCAAUCAAUCCCUCCUCAUACGAGAUUCGCGCGAAUGUGCAACUGGACAACAAUGGUGGGUUUGCAAUGCCAAUGGCUUCCAAGGUUGUUGUUCUGUAGACGCAUGUUCAGUAUCAAAAUGUCCAGACACAAAUACCGCUGCAGUUGGCGCAUCCAUUUCUUCUACAUCUUCUUCUUCUAAAUCCACCUCGUCCUCUUCCACUUCCACUUCUUCUACUACAUCAACCAUUUCUUCUCAAUCUACUCAAUCCUCACAAACAACUCCACAGACACCCUCACCCAGCACUCUCCUCAUAACCAAAACCGUCAACAACCCACUCAACACAUCCUCUUCUCCCUCCUCCAGCACCCUCGCACAAGCAACACCUUCCACAUCUUCCAAUUCAACACCCAUUAUAGCUGGAGCCAUCAUCGGAGGUAUCGCACUACUCUGUUUCGCCAUGGCCGCAUUCUGUUGUUUCCGGUUCCGCCAGAAGAAAAAGCAGGAGAGAGAGAGGAUGUUUGCAGAACCAGAGAGUCCUGAUCCAGAAACAAUUCAGUUUUAUAGUACGACGGGAAAGGCGCUACAGACGCCUAGUAGUACGAGGACGAGCAGGAGUCCGAGUGGUGGAUUUGGAGGAUUGGGUGGAUUAGGAUUGGGGGAUGUUUUUGCACCGUUUGGUGGAAGAACUCGCAGCACCAGGACUACUCAACCCCCACCAUCUCCUCCUAAAGUCCCCGCCAUAACCCAAUCACAAAAUCUUUCCCCAGUCCACCCAAUCCACCCAAUCCACGCCAUCCAUCCCUCCCCCAUUUCAGAAUCAACCGAAGAUUACGAAAACGACCAACCCCUCUCCCCCGAUCCCGAAAAAUCAUCCUUAAUCCCACCCCCAGAAUCCUCACAUCCAGCAUACCACCCCCUCCCAGGAGUGUCUUGUGUACGACCUGCUUAUCGACCUGGGAUGAGCUUUACCAUUAACGAGUUAGAUGGAAGAGAGGUAGACUGUGUUCCAUUUGGAACAGCUGGAGGGAGGAGAAGUGGGAGUUUGGGAAAUAUUGAAGGAUGUGACAGUGGGAGUGGAAGCGAAGGGGUUGUUAGUGCGAUGAGUACGCCAAAUACGAACGAGAUGGUGAAUUCUAAUGGGAAGUUGAGUGCGAUUAACACACCCACACCCACACACUAUUCCUUGAGCAACCCAUUUACUUCUACGAAUAUUCCUCCCUCACAAGGAAACUGGCAACUACCACCUGCCGCCCUCAUACCUGGUCGACCUGCACCAUCUCAAUUUCAGUCUCAAUCCCAAUCCUAUCACCAACGAGGCAGUAAUUCUGCAAACGGAGGCUCCAAUCCAAAUAUCGCAAAUCCAUCACAAAACCAAACUCAAACCCAAUACCAACACCAACACCAAAAGCAACUGUCACAAGCCCGACGCACGAACUCUACUGUAAUUGAAAAUCCAUAUCAAAUGUACGGAUCCAGCCGGGAACAUCAGCAAAACAUGGGAUAUCAGAAUGCAUUAGAACGAGCACAAUCCCAAUCCCAAACAAACACCCCAGCUCCAGGAAAAGGCGGAAACGGAAAAACCACACGAGUUACUAGACAAGAAAAUGGGAGAUUGACACGAGAAAGCAGCACUCACAGUAUUCCCAUUGGCCUUGGUCUUGAAGCUCGUGAUUCUGUUCCUAUUUCUGGUGCUGUUUCUGCUUCUGUUUCUGCUUCUGGUUUUGUUGGUGUGGAGGCACAGCCUUAUGCUUAUAUGGGGAUGAGGAAUUCGAAUCUAAAUCGGUAUCCAGAAAUGAACAACAGAAAUUCAAAUACAAAUGCUCACCCAAGCGCAUACGCACAAAUACAAACACCGGCACACGCUAGUCUUUAUGGAAAUACGCGGGUUUUCCCACUGACUGUUCAAUAUACACCUACAGAUACACAUGCACAUGCACAUUCGAAUUCAGGACAGAGCGAGAGGAAUAAAGUUAGAGGUCAUGGUCAUGGUCAUGUUUUGAGUUGGGCGGAGUAUGGUAAUGUGAAUGUGAAUGAGAAUGGUGAUGUGAAUGAGGGUGGUGUAAUAGAAAGUGGGAAGGAAAAAGAAAAGGAAAAGGAAAAGGGGAAUGGGUUUGUGCAGUACGAGUAG
Molecule: messenger RNA, 2139 nt
Organism: Sclerotinia borealis F-4128
Lineage: Eukaryota; Fungi; Ascomycota; Leotiomycetes; Helotiales; Sclerotiniaceae
Source: the annotation of a GenBank genome assembly